AGGUCGGCGCGCAGUAUUUCUUCCCUUUUAAGAGUUGACGCUCCGGCUCCCUUUUUUCAAAAGCCUGAGCAGAGACAAGCUUUGAUGGAACCAAUUCUUGUUCGUUAGUUUCUGUCGCUGGUCGCCAAUUUCACCUUCGACGAUGAAUUCACGCUCUCUCGUUGCUUCCAGCAGAAAAUUUCGCCGACCGCUUUCUGCAAUUCCUUCUUCCAUUGAUCUUGAUCAACUCAAAAGGCUUAACCACAAAGACUGGUUGGCGCCAAAUGAAAUCAUAAAAAUCAUCAAGGUCCUUAGAGAUCCCAAUUCGAUAAUCGGGGUCCUGAACCAGUACGAGAAGCGAAAAGACUAUAAACCCAAUGAAGCUCUCUUCACUUUAGCCAUAAACAGGCUCGCUCAGGCCGGAAUGUUCGACCCCAUUGAAGACAUCAUGCAAAGAAUCGUGAAGGAGAGGCCUUGCAGGUUGUCUGACGAGUUCUUCUACCAGGUCAUUAAGAUCUAUGGCAACAUGGCCCGUCGUAUCAACAAAGCAAUAGAGACCCUGUACGACAUGCCUAAGUAUAAUGUUUGGCCUUCGGCCAAGUGUUUUAAUUAUGUGUUGAAUUUGCUUGUGUCGUGGAAGCUAUUUGAUGUGGUGCAUGAGGUGUAUAUGCGUGGGCCACAGUUGGGCAUUGAGAUUGAUGCUUGUUGCUUGAAUAUUCUCAUCAAAGGGUUGUGCAAGAAUGGGAGUUUGGAAGCUGCAUUCCAACUGCUUGACGAAUUUCCUAAGCAACGCUGCCGGCCGAAUGUGAAGACGUUUUCAACACUGAUGCACGGAUUGUGCGAGAAAGGAAAGGUCAAUGAUGCAAAGGCAUUGCUUGAUAGGAUGGAAGAUGAAGGCAUUUUCCCAGAUACAAUCACCUUCAACAUCUUGAUCUCGGGCCUUCGGAAGCAAGAGAAAGUUGAAGAGGCAAUGAAACUUCUAGAGAGGAUGAAACUCAAGGGUUGUCAACCAAAUGCGGGGUCUUAUCAGGAGGUCUUGUAUGGUUUGCUUGAUGAGGGGCGGUUUGUGGAGGCGAAGGAAUUUAUGGCUGAAAUGAUAUCUGAAGGCAUCAAUCCCAGUUUUGGCUCUUACAAGUUGGUGAUAAGUGGUCUUUGCAAGGAAAAGUUAGUAGGGGAUGUAGAUUGGGCUCUGAAACAGAUGGUCGAGCAAGGUUUUGUCCCAAAGAUGGGGAUGUGGAGACAGAUCCUUCAGAGCAUGUUCCCCCGACAUGCAUUUGACGACAUUUUUCCUGAAAAGCUUCUAGAGAGCAGUUCACUUGGAGAGGAAAAACGUGGAACCAACGAACAUCUUCCUUAGAAAGUAUGGUUUUUUUAAUGAAUGGAAAGUUUAGCCCUGAGAUCAAUCAGUGUGCUCAUGACUACAUAAAAUUUGUGGGAGGCAGCGGCCAGAGGAGACAGAUAACUGGCAUGAGGAAGAUCAUACUGGCCAAUGUCUUAUCGACAUGGUUAUCUUGGAAACCUUCAUUUUACAAACCUCCUUUUCUGGAUGACGAGAUUUCAACUUUUGGUUGCCGAUGCAAGCCAGGAUAUAAACACAUGCAUCUUGUAAGCUCCAAUGAGUCAGGUGUGAUGGCCUAAUAGUUUAUUCACUAGCUAACUGCAAGAAGCAAGAACACGAAAAGCUUCUUGACUCAGGUAAAAGCUGCAAGCCUUGUUGGAAGAGGAGUUAAAAUUGUUGAAUCUCCUGGACUUCCGCCAAUAAAUCACUAGUGCCUGUGCCAUGUCAAGCUUCAUUGCGGGACGUUGAAAUUCAAGAAAAGCAGCACAGAUGUGUUUUGAUUGCAGAAUGAGAACGUGCAAAGGGUGAAUGGUGAUAGACUGGUGAGGUUGAGCAUACCAGUUGGAAGGAUGUAGGAGUAGCUGGGUGGAUCUUCAAUGAAGGCAGAAAAACCAAAACUUUUGCGAAUGUCCGAAAAGAUCCAAAAAUACCAAGGCUCUUCUCCCCCUUCUCCAGGAGGGGUACAAUGAUACACAAUUCCAUUGUCAGUUCGCGAAAAGAUCCAACUUCAGUGGCUGAUCUCCUAGAGCCAUUACUUGGAAGAAGCCAGUCUUCUUUGCAAGAGCAACUGGUUGAAGUUUUAGACUCCAAAAGAAUUGUAAGCAUUUAUAUAGUUAAUGCCGUAAACAGCCGCUGUGCUUUCGGUUUUCAAAUCUCUUGUUUUAUUAUCCGUUUGUUAAGUCGUCAAGGUCUAGUCAUUCAUCCAAUGAAAUGAAAAAUGGAGCUCUUCAUGGUGAAGCAUCUGGCAGACCUGAGCCAGCGAAAACAUGUAUCUUCUCUCACUUGACACGCUGAAAAAUCGUUUACAAAUCGACACGCUGUAUAGACGACCACUAAUCCCCGUCUCAGAGGAAAGGACAUUGACCUCGAACAGUGCGCCUGAUUCUUGCCACCCACGGCUUAGUCACUACUUUUUUGCAAGGU
This is a messenger RNA of Rhodamnia argentea, 2461 nucleotides long. Its product is annotated as pentatricopeptide repeat-containing protein At3g14580, mitochondrial. Gene Ontology annotation, molecular function: protein binding. Bases 143 to 1336 code for a protein of 397 amino acids. Lineage: Eukaryota; Viridiplantae; Streptophyta; Magnoliopsida; Myrtales; Myrtaceae. The transcript has 2 exons. The record is from RefSeq and is a predicted model, not a curated record.